GUUACUAUCUGUUGAAAUCGAGAUGAUAAAGAGGAUUUGGAGGAAUAAAUUAUAUUGCUUUAUCUACCUUAUCUUAUUAGAGUUACGCAAUUUAAAUGCAAACAUCGCGACGCCUAAAAAUGCGCUCUUACUUUUGGCCGAUGAUGGAGGGUUUGAAAUGCGAUCCUAUUUGAAUAAAAUUUGCCAGACACCUAAUUUAGAUAAUUUGGCAAAAGAAAGUUUGCUAUUUAACAAUGCGUAUUCUUCCGUCAGCAGCUGUUCACCUAGUCGUUCCUCUUUACUCACCGGUUUACCAUGUCAUCAAAACGGAAUGUAUGGUCUUCACCAUGGAAUUCAUCACUUUAAUUCAUUUGAAAAUGUGCAGAGCUUACCAAAAAUAUUAAAGAAAAAUAAUAUACGGACAGGUAUUAUUGGUAAAAAGCAUGUAGGACCAAACAGUGUAUAUCCCUUUGACUUUUCGCAAACAGAAGAGAAUAAUUCUAUACUUCAAGUUGGUCGCAACAUCACUAAAAUCAAACUUUUGGUGAGGGAAUUCCUCUCCAACAAUGACACAAGGCCCUUCUUUUUGUACGUUGCAUUUCAUGACCCACAUCGUUGUGGUCAUUCUCAUCCGGAGUAUGGAAACUUUUGUGAAAAAUUUGGUAACGGAGAUGUUGGCAUGGGUAAUAUCCCUGACUGGUAUCCAAUAUACUAUCAGUGGGAUCAAGUGAAAGUUCCUUAUUUCGUUCAGAAUACAGAAGCUUCUAGGCGAGACAUUGCUGCUCAAUAUACAACUAUUUCUCGGUUAGAUCAAGGGGUAGGUUUAGUUCUGAAAGAACUGGAAAGCGCUGGUUUUAAGGAUAACACAUUAGUGAUCUAUACGUCUGACAAUGGUAUACCAUUCCCUAAUGGGCGAACAAAUUUGUACGAGCCAGGUCUGGCGGAACCUAUGAUGAUCAAAUCACCAAUCCAUAAUCAUAGAAAAAAUAGCGUAACAUAUAGCUUAACAUCUUUAUUGGAUGUUGUUCCAACAUUAUUGGACUGGUUCGAUAUACCCUAUAAGAAUCAAUAUUCAUUCAAUACGAAUGAAGUAUUUCCUCUACAGUUAACAGGCAAAUCGCUUCUUCCUCUUCUCAUCGAAGAGCCAAUAGAAAACAACACUGCUAUUUUUGCUAGCCAGUCGCAUCAUGAAAUUACCAUGUAUUACCCCAUGCGUGCUAUCAGAACCAAAAGAUAUAAACUUAUACACAAUAUUAAUUACAAAAUGCCCUUUCCCAUUGAUCAAGACUUUUAUGUUUCUCCAACAUUUCAGGUAAUCCAAAAAAAAGUAAAGUUACAAUAUUGCAUGCACUUAUUAUUUCCACUUACAAAGCGAUGUUUAUACUACUUAUGUAAUCAUUGUUUAAAUUUGUUAUAUUUAAAGGACCUCUUAAAUAGAACCAGAAACAAUCAACCACUUAUGUGGUAUAAAACAUUACAAAGUUAUUACGAGAGACCCGAAUGGGAAUUAUACGAUUUAAAGUAUGAUCCAGAAGAAAGAAAUAAUAUUGCCUCCAAGUUAUUUGUAAAGGAAAUAUUUACUGAUUUACAAAAACGAUUAUUUGAGUGGCAGAAAGUAACAGACGACCCAUGGCGUUGCGCACCAAGAGGUGUUCUCAAUGAUAAGACUAAAUAUUCUCAAUGUAUGCCACUUGAAAAUCUUCUUUAAAUAUAAUAUACCUAAUUCAAUUUUUGCAAUGAAGAUUUUAUAUCAAAUGUAUUAUAAGGACAAAUAAAAAUCAGUUUCGACAGGA
Messenger RNA from Hylaeus volcanicus, 1772 nucleotides. RefSeq names its product N-sulphoglucosamine sulphohydrolase (gene Sgsh). NCBI's taxonomy places the organism in Eukaryota, Metazoa, Arthropoda, Insecta, Hymenoptera, Colletidae. Gene Ontology annotation, biological process: glycosaminoglycan catabolic process; heparan sulfate proteoglycan catabolic process. The coding region runs from base 23 to 1687 and encodes 554 amino acids. The transcript has 9 exons. The record is from RefSeq and is a predicted model, not a curated record. Gene Ontology annotation, molecular function: N-sulfoglucosamine sulfohydrolase activity.